AUGGAUAAAUAUGAGAAGAGCUUUGCUGAACUUGUACUCCUUAUUGAGAAAGCCCACAAGAAAAAAAAGGAGACAAUUCAAGAGCAAGAGAAGCGAGAAGUGGGAAAGGCGAAAAAAAUCUUGGACCGGCUGCAAAAGGAGAUUACAGUGCUGAAGAAGAAACAUGCUGAGUUUACUGAGCUCUCACAGACAGAUGACCACAUCCAUUUCCUUCAGAUUUUCCCAUUACUUACUGUCCCUGCUGAAGAUGACACCUUGACUAACAAGAUAACAAUUGCAGAUUUCUCUUCUGAAGAAGUCAAGAGAGAACUUUCUUGUGUGAAAGAGUAUCUAGAAGAGCUUUAUCAAGCUGAGUUGAAUAAUGGAAUAUCGAAAGGUGAAGCUUUAGCUUUAAUGACAAUGUUUGAAGAACCGAAAAGCAGAGAAGACUUUUUGAAAUACACCCAUCAACUCACACUGGACCCCAACACAGCAAACAAUCAUAUAUGGCUAUCUGAAGACAACACAAAGGGAACAUACAGACAAAAAACUCAGUUACAGCCUGAUCACUCAGAAAGGUUUGAUUAUUACUCCCAAAUUCUCUGCAAGGAAGGUUUAACUGGACCGCAUUGUUACUGGGAAGUGGAAUGGAGCAGUGGGGCUCGCAUCGGAGUUACGUAUCUUACUAUCAACAGGAAAGGAAAGAAUGAUGACUGUUGCCUCGGACAUAAUGAAAAGUCCUGGAGCCUCAGCUAUUCAGAUUCCUGUUUUUAUGCCUGCCAUAAUAAUAAGGAGACAGAAAUAAGUGCCCCAUAUAGCUCCAGAAUUGGAGUAUAUGUUGACUAUCCAUCUGGCACAAUUUCAUUUUAUGGUGUCUCAGAAAGCAUGAGACUCCUGCAUAUGUUCAAAACCAGCAUAACUGCAACACUUUAUCCUGCAUUUUAUCUCCUUUAUUCUGAAUCAAGUGUUAAAAUCAGUCAAUUAGACUAAUGUCUCAAGUCUUAGCUGUGUUCAUUUCCUUGAGUAUGAUACUGCAUUUUUAGCUGUUACUGCUGUAGGAUUAAGAUAUAAUAAUGCAUAGCAUAUUUUCAAGUAUAUUCCUAUUUAUGUAGUAUAUGCUGUUUUAUAUGGAAUGCUCUAUGUGUAUUCAUUGAUCUCUGCUACGUUUCUGAAAGUUAUCUGCUCAUUUUUCUAUGGGUUGCAUCAUAAUGCAGUGAGAGCUGCUCCAGAGUACUAUGUUUAAAUCUUUCUCCAAACACUAAAUACAGUACGUUGAGUUUGCACAUUCUUGUUAAUUUCAAAAGAGUUAGUAGGUGUGCAAUACUGUUAACCUGAGGAAGUGCCCUUGAGUCAGUCCCACACCCAAAAAACUGCAUGAAAACUAUAAUGGUACAAUACCAGAAUUUUGCUUUACAGUAUGUGUUCAGACUAGUAAUAUGAAUAUGAAUUUCACACAUACAUAUAUAUAUAUAUUGUGAAAGGAUUGGACAGAUACAGGAAGAUGUUUGGGGGCAGCCAAAGAUGAAGGUUUGGUCCCAUAAACAAUAGAUCUCAACAGACUUCAGUCCAACUAUAGAACAGAAAUGACAGGCAAACAUGGUGGUUUCAAAGCCGGACAGGGGAAGUGAUGUCACUGGGGCUGGAACCAGAAGUGAUGUCAUUGGGUCCGUGGUUGGAAAUUUCCUACGGUUGGUCUGCUGAUGAAAAAGAGAAAGGAUUAGUGCACUCUGCCAUCCCCUGGUCUGGCACGGAAUUAUGCCUUUGUGAGCC
Messenger RNA from Polypterus senegalus (gray bichir), 1749 nucleotides. Its product is annotated as tripartite motif-containing protein 16-like protein. Lineage: Eukaryota; Metazoa; Chordata; Cladistia; Polypteriformes; Polypteridae. Bases 1 to 969 code for a protein of 322 amino acids. Gene Ontology annotation, molecular function: protein binding. The transcript is spliced from 4 exons. The record is from RefSeq and is a predicted model, not a curated record.